Molecule: messenger RNA, 1878 nt
Organism: Doryrhamphus excisus (bluestripe pipefish)
Lineage: Eukaryota; Metazoa; Chordata; Actinopteri; Syngnathiformes; Syngnathidae
Gene: gjb3
Product: gap junction protein beta 3
Biological process (GO): cell-cell signaling
Cellular component (GO): connexin complex
Molecular function (GO): gap junction channel activity
Source: RefSeq, a predicted model, not a curated record
UACAAAGCAUAGUCACUGGGCAAACGCGCUAGGCGUACCUUGAAAAGACACGCAAGAAGGAAAGCGGCUCCGAAGGAUUUCCAAAAAGAAUGACGGGAUGAUCGGACCCCGGUCGUCAUCUUGAGUUAAAAUGGACCAACACUUUUAGUUUCCUUUUUCUUGCCUUAAAAGAAGCCAUCUGACCUCCGCCAGUCACAGACAUGGACUGGAAGACCUUCCAAGCCCUCCUAAGCGGGGUCAACAAGUACUCCACAGCCUUUGGCCGAGUAUGGCUCUCUGUGGUGUUCGUCUUCAGGGUGAUGGUGUACGUGGUUGCGGCGGAGCGUGUGUGGGGCGACGAGCAGAAGGACUUUGACUGCAACACCAAGCAGCCCGGCUGCGCCAACGUCUGCUACGACCAUUUCUUCCCCAUCUCGCACAUUCGUCUGUGGGCCCUUCAGCUCAUCUUCAUCACCUGCCCGUCCUUCAUGGUGGUGAUGCACGUUGCCUACCGUGAAGACCGUGAACGCAAACACCAAGCGAAGCACGGCGAGAGCGCUAAGCUAUAUAACAACACGGGAAAGAAGCACGGCGGCUUGUGGUGGACGUACCUCAUCAGUCUUUUUGUCAAGACGGGUAUCGAAGCCACCUUCCUCUACAUCCUCCACUACAUCUACGAUAGCUUUUACCUCCCCAGGCUGGUUAAGUGCAAGGUGUUUCCUUGCCCCAACAUAGUGGACUGCUACAUCGGCCACCCCACUGAGAAGAAAGUCUUCACCUACUUCAUGGUGGGGGCCUCUGCACUCUGCAUCGUGCUCAACAUCUGCGAGAUCAUUUACCUCAUCGCUAAGCGAAUUGUAAGAAGUGCAAACAAACACAUCCGUCGCAGCCAGAGGAACCUUGCGCCGCCAGAUGACAGACACAAGGACAAAACCUUCAACAACUGCGUCCAGCCUCCUUCCAAGAUGGACCUCAAGGAUAAGCCUCCGUCGUUCAAAUCGGCAAACAAACCAGACUACAGGCUUUCCAAGCUGAAGCUCGAGGAGAAGAUUCGGGCCUCAGCUCCAGAUUUGACUCUUCCUUACUGAGCCAAACCAAAGGAGAUCUGAAGAUGAAAAACCAUGAGCAGUGCUUUGGACUAUGACUCAUUCGGUACACACAUUCACAACUACGAGCCAAUCCGUAGUGCGUGUGGAAAGUUGAGUCACUGAGUGCCACCGUGUCCACACCUCAAGACUCGUGAACUUUGCAAGUCAUCAUCUUCAAUACACAUCGGCUACAGCAAGUUGAUAUCUUCUACUGUAACGUGGGAUUCUUCUGGAACACAAUGGUCUCCGUGGCUUUUCAGUGCCGCUCACUCACACAUUCUUGCAUUGUUCUUGCUGUUUAUUGUGAGGCGACACAUUGUGAUAAGACAGGGAGGUAUGACAGGUGUAUUCAGCUGUACAUUUCAUCAAGCUUUUCUACUUCAUUUUGAAACAUUCCCAUGUUGAUGUGACGAUGACGCCUUCAAGCAGGGCCCAGCUUACUGAAGAGUGGUAAUGAUUCUGGAAUGUGGACACACAACUAUGGCGAUGAACUGUCCUUAAAAGUAUGCCAACUGGCCCCAAACUUGUUUUUCAGUGUUUUUUUUUUUUACCAUGACUGGACCUAUACAGGUGACAAAGUACAUCGCCUGCCUCUUAUUGUGCAUAAGUUGUCAUUAGUGUUUCAGCUUUUUUGUACACAACCUCGACUCCUUCCGAGACCGCUGUUGAUUUAAAAUCAGGAAAACGGAGUGCUGCUGUUCAGUGCUGAGUGGGAUAACGCUGCAGGGAUAAUGGACUGAUAUCAGUGUCCCCUUAGAAUUGUACUAUAUGUAUUUUGUCACUUGUUUAUUUUUUAUACAUAUUAAAUUUA